Messenger RNA from Pogona vitticeps (central bearded dragon), 5281 nucleotides. The record is from RefSeq and is a predicted model, not a curated record. Lineage: Eukaryota; Metazoa; Chordata; Lepidosauria; Squamata; Agamidae.
UGGAGGGCGAGUCAACUGGGCGAAGGCGGUGGGAGCUGCGAGUGCGCGAUUGGGGGCGGAAAAUAAGCUUCCCCAGCCCUACAAGAAAGGGGGCCGGGAGGGAAGAGCCCCGUGGCUUCAGGGCAGGGGAGCCCCGAGGCAGAAGGGCUUUUGUGGGUGAGAAAAGAAAGAGGCAGGCUGCGGAGAGACAGACAGACAUUUUGCAACGCAGGGCGAGAGGAGGGGGGUCCCCCGUUCCCCACAGGCUGCCUCACCGUUUGGAUUUUACGCCUCUUUCAAAUGUUUUUUGUUUAUCAGGCCGUGUUUGAUCUCCUGGACUAAGUGAGACCCAGAUUCCCUCAUCUUGGAGAAAAUGGAAGUAACAGCACAGUGCAACACAGAGUUUCCUAAUAUGAUGGUCAAGGUGGAACAAGAAGAGGAGCUACCUGGCCAAGAUCAGUGGAAGUUGGAGACCUCCUCAGGUACCAACACAGAAGGUGCAGUGGUGUCUCUGCCUCAAUGUGGAGAGAAGAGGAAUGGAGAGCAAACGGCUGCAGAAAGACCGGCUCAGGACCCAGUGGACUUCGAAGAUGUGGCUGUGUAUUUCACCAAGGAGGAGUGGGGCCUGCUGGAUGCAAACCAGAGAUCUUUAUACUGGGAAGUCAUGUUGGACAACUACAAGAUUUUGUCCUCUCUUGAUAACUGGAGAGGAAUGAACAUGUGCACCAAGUGGCCUCAGGAAGCAGAUACAGGGGAGAAACCCUACAAAUGCCAUGAGUGUGGGGAAUGUUUUGCUCACAGUUUGGAUCUUGUGACCCAUCAGACAGUCCACAUGGGAGAGAAACCACACAAAUGCCAGGAAUGUGGGAAAUAUUUUGCUUCAGAUAAACUGCUCGGGACCCAUCAGAAAGUCCACAUACGGGGUAAACCCUUCAAAUGCCAGGAGUGUGGAAAAUGUUUUUCUUGCGAUUCACAACUUAUGACCCACCAGAGAGUCCACACAGGAGAGAAACCAUUCAAAUGCCAGCUGUGUGGGAAAUGUUUUGCUCAGAAUUCACAACUUAAACCUCACUGGGCAGUCCAUACAGGAGAAAAACCCCAUAAAUGCCUGGAAUGUGGAAAAGGUUUUGCUUACCAUUCAAAGCUUUUGAUACAUCAGAGAGUUCAUACAGGAGAAAAACCCUACAAAUGCCAGGAGUGUGGAAAAUCUUUUGCUUACAAGACUGAUCUUGUGACACAUCACAAAGUCCACACAGGAGAAAAGCCAUACAAGUGCCAGCAGUGUGGAAAAUGUUUUGCUUGCAAAAAACGGCUGCUGAUGCACCAGAGAGUCCACACAGGAGAGAAACCAUAUAAGUGUCCAGCUUGUGGGAAAUGUUUUGCUCAGAAUUCACAACGUGCUAGUCAUCUUAAAGUCCACACGGGAGAGAAAACGCAUGAAUGUCAGGAGUGUGGAAAAUUUUUCCCUUACAAUUCAACACUUGUUCGGCACCAGAGAGUCCAUGCAGGAGCAAAGCCGUUAAAGCUUUUGGUAUCAGGACCAUUUGAACUGAGGCAGAAUUUCUGGAUGGCAACCCUGAUUUCAGAUCAGCUUGUCUUGGAGAAAAUGAAACAUAGGUCACAGCACAACACAGCAGAUAAGAAAAAAGAUACAGAAAUAUGCACAAACCAGCAAAAGAGUUCAACAGCUGAAUUCGACCUUGGCAGGCACCAGCAAGCCCAUGCAGAAGGGGGACAUUAUAACAAAGAUAGACCAUAUAAAUGCCAGCACUGUGGGAGUGGAUUUUCUCAGAACUCCCAGCUUGCGCGGCACAAGAAAGUCCACACAGGAGAGAAACCGUACAAAUGCUGGCAAUGCGGAAAAUGUUUUACUUCCAGUUCAGUCCUUGUAGUUCAUCAGAGAGUCCACACAGGAGAGAAACCAUACAAAUGCGGGGAGUGUGGGAAAUGCUUUGCUCAGAAGUCGCACCUUAUAACACAUCAGGGAUUCCACCGAGGAGAGAAACCAUUCAGAUGCCAGGAAUGUGGGAAAUGUUUCGCUCAAAAUUCACACCUCAUGACACAUCAGGGGCUUCACAGAGGGGAGAAGCCAUACAAAUGCCAGGAGUGUGGAAAAUGUUUUGGUAACAGUUCAAACUUCUUGAGCCACCAAAGAGUCCACACAGGAGAGAAACCAUACAAAUGCCAGCAGUGUGGAAAAUCUUUUGUUCAGAAUUCCCACCUUUUGCGCCACCAAAGAGUCCAUACAGGAAAGAAAUCAUACAAAUGCCAGCAGUGUGGUGAUUCUUUUACUUCCAGUGCAGUCCUGCUAGAUCAGGGAGUCCAAAUGGAAGGGAAACCACACAAUUAUCAGGAGUGUGGGAAAUGUUUUGAUGAGUAUUCACAGCUUGUGAGUCACAUAGGAGAGAAACCAUAUAAAUGCCUGGUCUGUGGAAAACAUUUUCCUUCCAUGUCUCUCCUUGUGAAUCACCAGAUAGUCCACAUGGAAACAAAGUCAUACAAAUGUCAACAUUGUGGAAAAAGUUUUGAUUCCAGCUCGGGUCUUCUGAAACAUCAGAGAGUUCACACAAGAGAAAAACCAUUCAAGUGCCAGGAGUGUGAGAAAUGUUUUGCUUGGAGAGACAAUCUUGUGACUCAUCAGCGAGUGCACACAGGAGAGAAACCAUACAAAUGCCAGGAGUGUGGGAAAUGUUUUGUUCAGAAGGCACAUCUUGUAAAGCACCAGAGUGUUCACACAGGAGAGAAGCCAUUCAAAUGCCAGGAGUGUGGAAAAUGCUUUGCUUCUAGUUCAGUCCUUGUGAGCCACCAGCGACAUCACACAGGAGAAAAACCAUACAAAUGCCAGGAGUGUGGGAAAUCAUUUGUUCAGAAUGCACAACUUGUGAGGCAUCGGAGUGUCCACACAGGGGAGAAACCAUACAAAUGUGAGGUAUGUGGGAAAUGUUUUGUUCAGAGUUCACACCUUUUGCGCCACCAGAGAGUCCACAUGGGAGAGAAGUCAUAUAAAUGCCAAAGUUGUGGUGAAUGGUUCACUUCUGAUUCAGUCCUAACGAUGCAUCAGAGAAUCCACACAGAAGAUAACCCAUACAAAUAUCAGCACUGUAAGAAAUGUUUUGAUCAGAACUCCCAGCUUGUGAGCCACCAAGAAGUCCACACUAGAGAUAAACCAUACAAAUGCCAAGAGUGUGGGAAAUGUUUUGCAUGGAGAGACAAUCUUGUGACUCAUCAGAGAGGCCACACAGGGGAGAAACCAUAUAGAUGCCAGGAGUGUGGGAAAUGUUUUAUUCAGAAGGUACACCUUGUGAAGCAUAAGAGAGUCCAUACAGGAGAGAAACCAUUCAAAUGCCAGGAGUGUGAGAAAUGCUUUGCUUCCAGUACAGUCCUUGUGAGCCACCAAAGGCAACACACAGGGGAGAAGCCAUACAAAUGUGAGCACUGUGGGAAAUGUUUUGUUCAGAAUUCGCACCUUGUGAGGCAUCAGAGAGUACACACAAGGAGGAAACCAUAGAAAUGCCAGUGUGUAAAAAGGUUUUUCUUAGGGUUUAACUCAAGAAUCACCAGAGAAUUCACACAGGUGAGAAAGCAUUCAAAUGUUGACUUGUGGGAAAUUAUUUCUUUGGAAAGCCAAACUUGUCGGCGUCUACCAGACAGCUUGUAUAAGAGGGAAAUCAUCUGAAGGAUAUAACUUUUAAGAGGACUUAUAUGUUGGAGGGCUGGGAAAUUGAUUCUUUUAAUUAAAGAUGUUGAUAGUAUUUAGUAUGGGGACUGAGUGCUUGAGGACUGAGAGACAUUUUCUUAAUACACCGCCACCCUAGAUGUAAACUGUUUGAAUACAUAAGUGUUUCUGCGUUAAUGUGCAACAUAAAAAUCAAUAGCAAAGUCCUGCUCCUUGCAUGGGGGAAGCCACAUUAAGGGCAGGAAUAUUCAUUGUAAGUGCUGUGCAGAUCACCAGAAACUCCACAGAGGGGGAAUAAGUGUGGAGGAUUUGGCAGUGCAAGAGAAGAGAUGUGAGAGAAGCUGAAUUUUCUUUGCCAUUGUAACAGCUCACCAAAAUGAAGAACUUCAUUUCACACAUUGAAGAUAUUCAGGAGAAGCAUAUCUUCACCGGUAUCUGAAUGGUGCUGGAAUCGGACUAAGUCCGAUUAAGAAGGACAUCUGAUUGCUUCAUAUCUAGAUGGUAAAGAGGCUUUACAAAUGCAUGGAUGUGUCUCGGAGAUUUCAGACAGCUCAAGUAAAACAAAAUCCUGGCGGUAGGUGGUUUCUUUUCCAAAAUCAAAACAAUAAUGAAGUAAACAAAGCAGUUGCCGCAAAAUGGAGCUGAUAACACAGCUACCAGAUCUGUACAGAAAGGGAUAAGAAGACUGCAAGCUUCCUGCAAGUGCAGUUAAAACAAAAUUUGAAGGGAAAAAAUAACAAGAUUGGUAAGGACUGCUGCGAUUAACAAUAGAAAUGUGCCCGCAGAAUUUUGGUCUCUUAAAUCCCAGAAUUCUCCAUUCUGGGAGUUCUACUUGAGAGACUCAUACCUACAAAUUUUGCUCUCCUAGAAUAAGAGCUAGCUCAAAGGCUUCCUGGCUUGGCUUCCUGUUAAAAAAGGAAGCUGUUCUGGUACUAGCUGGGAGUUUUGGCUGACAAGCAGGUAAAAUUCCAAGCCCUUCCAAAAGCACAAUUAAAACAAGAGACAGAAGAGUUAAAGACAAAACAAAACACUAGCUUUAAUUCAGCAUGUCCAAAUGAUUCUGCAGUUGUAAAGGUAUUUGUCAUUCUAGAGAACAAAUAAGAGGCAUGAGGGUUUAAGAGAUUAAAAUGUAAAUUAUGCUGAAAAAUAUAAGUUACAUGGAUAAUUUAUGACAAUGUGUCUUUAUUCAAAGAAUGAAAAUUUAUAUACAGUAUAGGUUUAUUUAUAGGGAAGAAUCAGAAGGGGGAAGGUGAAAUUCCUGAAGAUGCCACAGCAUCACAGAGAUGCUGCUCAUCCAGGCCAUCUUGUUUUGGAUUAUGAAUAGGACUUGGCAAACAGUGGCGGUGGCCAUAGUUUGAUUUAAAUGUGAGGAUGGAGGAUGUUCAAUAGGAGAUAAAUAUGUAAAAAUGAAUUGAAAAAUAACUAUUUUUUGUGUAAAGAGCCUAGAGAUAUUAACAUGCAUCCCUCACAUUAAAUCCAGCAUUCGUGUAUUGUGAUGGAAAAGAAAAAAAAAUAUCUAAGGAAGAUGCUGAGCUGAUGGUAACAGCAGAAGCGUGCGUGCACUUUAUCUUUGAAAGUAUAUUUUCUUUCAUGUAGCAAAUUCACCGAUUAAAUCAUCAAAGUCUG